GUCCCAGGCAGUCUGUUUUCUACCUUCAAUAGUCGGAGACUUGAGGUGGAAGAUAAACAACUGCAUCGCCAGUGGCCGGAUUCUGAGCUCACAUCAGCUAUCAAAUAAGCCAAGAGCAUCUGAUCCCAUCCGAUCAUCAGGAGGCCACUCAAAACAAUGGUGAAAACUGUGGCGGUUGUUGGGGCUGGAGCCAGUGGUUUGGCUGCCAUUAAAUGCUGUCUAGAUGAAGGGCUGGAACCUGUUUGCUUUGAAAGGAGUGGAGAUAUAGGAGGACUCUGGCAGUACAAGGACAACCCUGAGGAUGGACGAGCCAGUAUCUACAAGUCUGUUAUCAUAAACACAUCCAAGGAAAUGAUGUGCUUCAGUGAUUUCCCCAUCCCAGACCACUUUCCAAACUACAUGCACAACUCCAAAAUCAUGGACUAUUUCCGCAUGUAUGCCCAGAACUUCAGCCUGAUGAAAUAUAUACAAUUUAAGACUACGGUUUGCAGUAUCAAGAAAAGCCUGGAUUUCGCCACUAGUGGCCAGUGGAUUGUAACCACAGAAAAGGAGGGAAAGCAAGAUACAAGUGUCUUUGAUUCCAUCCUUAUUUGCAGUGGCCAUCAUAUGUUUCCCAAUUUACCAUUGGCUUCCUUUCCAGGAAUAGAAACAUUUAAGGGCCUUUACAUGCACAGUCGAGACUACAAGAGCCCUGAAGGCUUUCAGAACAAAAGAGUCUUAGUGAUUGGAAUUGGAAAUUCUGGUGGGGACAUUGCUGUGGAACUAAGCAGGAUAGCAAAGCAGGUGUUCCUAAGCACUAGACGAGGAGCGUGGAUUGUGAACCGUGUCUCUGCAAAUGGUUACCCACUGGAUACUUUAAAAACUCGUCGCUAUGUGUACCUGCUCAACAAAGUCCUGCCUUCCAGCCUGAUCAACUAUAUUGCAGAAAAUAAAGUUAACCAAAGAUUUGAUCAUGACAACUACGGGCUCUUACCCACACACAGAUUUAACGGGCAACACCCGACCGUCAAUGAUGAUCUCCCUAAUCGCAUCAUCUCGGGGCAGGUUAAAAUAAAAUGCAAUGUGAAGGAGUUUAAGGAGAACGAUGUUGUGUUUGAAGAUGGUACAGAGGAGAAGGACAUUGACAUGGUUAUCUUUGCCACUGGAUACAGCUUUUCCUUCCCCUUCUGUGAUGAGUCUGUUCUUGUAGUGACAGAGAACAAAGUCUCUUUGUACAAAUAUAUUUUCCCUCCUCAUUUGGAGCAGAAUACCCUUGCAGUGAUUGGUCUGGUUCAGCCCAUCGGUGCUAUCAUGCCUAUAUCUGAGCUCCAGGCUCGCUUAGCAACAAGAGUCUUCAAAGGUUUAGUAAGGCUGCCCGCGGCACAGAGCAUGGUCCAUGAUGUGGCACAGAAGAGGCAGAAAAUGGAAAGUCGUUAUGUGAGGAGCCAGCGGCACACUAUACAAGUGGACUAUGUGGAAUAUAUGGAUGAAGUUGCCAGUCUGCUUGGUGCCAAGCCCAGACUGUUUCUGCUCUUCAUGACUGAUCCGAAGUUUGCUCUGAAAGUAUUCUUCGGCCCAUGUACCCCCUAUCAGUACCGCCUUAUGGGCCCAGGAAAGUGGAGUGGAGCCAGAGCCGCCAUCAUGACCCAGUAUGAUCGUAUCAUCAAACCCACCAAGACUCGCUCCCUUGAUAAUCCUUCAAGAGAUAAAUCCUUUCUGAACGUCAUCCAAGUCUGCACCAUUCUGAUUCUUCUGGCUGCUCUUCUAUAUCAAAUAAUAUGUUAAACAUUUAGCAGUAAAUGAAUGGGGAAUUAAGGUGACGGCACUUGAUCCAGUCUACAGGCAACAUGACAAUGUACCAUCCCUGAAAUCUCCAAGUCUUUUUCUCUCUGAUGCCUUUGUACCAAAGAACUUCAUCAAAACUCUAUGGGGCAUAUUUAUUAAGCUGCAUAAAAUGAAGUGUAAAAGCUGUGUAAAAUGAAUGGCGAAUUUAUCAGGUGCGAGUAAUUUGACGCCAUGCGAAUGCCAGAUUUGCUGCCUUUUUUAUACAUUUCUUCCAGCGGAAGUCAUUCUAUGGGGCAUAUUUAUUAUGUGGGUUAAAAAACAGUGGAAUAAUUCACCACACAUCGCCAGGCAUCACCUUGUAACAAAAUGACGUAAAAAUAGCGUAAUUUUAUAACACUCUUUUUCUUUAAGCAACUGCCGCUGGAAGCAGUGUAAUUGACGGCAGCAAAUCUGGCGUAAAAUAAAACACACCUUGAUAAAUUCGCCAUUUAUUUUACACAGCUUUUUACACCGGCAAAUUUCGUUUUACACAGCAUAAUAAAUAGGACCCUAAAAAAUAUACGUCUUUUUUUUUUUUUACACGGUGAAGCCUGGAGAUGUGUGGUGUAUUACCCCCUGUUUUUUACACAGCAUAACAUGCCCCUAUGACUACUGUUAGCACUCAGAGUAAAAUAAUGAUUUGUGGAUACACAGUAAAAUGCAUAUAUGAAUUUCUGGUCCACAUUUUGUUCUGAGUUCCUGAGUAUCUUUGAGAGGCAUAUUUAUUAUACGGUGUAAGAAAUAGCGGGAUAAUACACCACACAUCAACAGGCUUCGCCAUGUAAAAAACAGCACAAAAUACUGCGUAACAUUUUUGCUGUUUUUUUCUAUGUGACUUCCGCUGAAAGCAAUGUAAAAUAACUUUGGCAAAUCUGACAUUUGCAUGGCAUAUGAUUACACAGAUUUUUUCCAAGCUUUUCCGGUGAAUUUAGUUUUACACAGCAUAAUAAAUAUGCCCCUGAGUGUCCUGAGUGUCUUAUUACCUUUAAAAUUGGCAUCUGGGUUAGUAAAUGGGCACAUGUACAAUACUUGUAAUAAUGGUGAAAUUGGGCACUGAAUAAUGAGGAAUAUCCUAUUUACUAAUUUUUCCAAAGGGUGUUGUUACUCUAUAGUUUACUUGUACUAAUCCUGUCGCUGCAAUCCAGAAAAUACUUUUAAGAUUAAUAUCAGAUUGAAGGAAUUUCUAAUGGGAAUUUUAUCUUGAAAUUUUGUUUUAUGCAAAUACCUUUCUGACAUAUGUUCAAUAAAGCAGACUUUAACCCUGUG
Xenopus laevis (African clawed frog) is the source of this 3069-nucleotide messenger RNA. It is a transcript of the gene fmo5.L, whose product is annotated as flavin containing dimethylaniline monoxygenase 5 gene 1 L homeolog. Gene Ontology annotation, cellular component: endoplasmic reticulum membrane. The record is from RefSeq and is marked provisional. Lineage: Eukaryota; Metazoa; Chordata; Amphibia; Anura; Pipidae. Gene Ontology annotation, molecular function: NADP binding; flavin adenine dinucleotide binding; N,N-dimethylaniline monooxygenase activity.